AUGGCUGCAGGAUACGAUCCUAGCGAUCCAAAUGUUUUCUCGGCCUAUGGCCAUUAUGGGAUGCAUCCAUCAUAUUCUCAAUAUUAUACCGCAGACUAUGGGACUGGGUUUCCUGGAACACCGCCUCUUCAAGGGCAGACAUCACCAUCUCUUGCACCACAACCUUUGAGUCCUUACUUUACUGCUACUAGUCCACCGAUUGCUUAUUAUCCCACAUCACCUCAAGUCGGCCCGACUGGAAUUAUCCACUCACCUCCCAUGCAUCCGUAUUUAUAUUCACCACAAUCUCCUUAUGGUGUACUUCAUACGCUCUCGCCUACUCUCUCACAAUCAUCCUCAUCUGCUCCUAAUUCUCCGCCCCCACAAUAUUUACCUGGUCCUGGUGUCCCUUCACCUAAAGCUGGCCCUUUAAAUGGCAAUGGUCGUGGUAGUGUCAACCGCCCCCCUCACUAUAAUUAUGACAGAAGAAAUUCUGGUUCCCAUCAGAUACCUAAUCUUCCCAAUUUUAAUAAUCCGACAAAAACUACUAAUAUUUAUAUUCGUG
Molecule: messenger RNA, 544 nt
Organism: Racocetra persica
Lineage: Eukaryota; Fungi; Glomeromycota; Glomeromycetes; Diversisporales; Gigasporaceae
Source: the annotation of a GenBank genome assembly